GUCGACAAUUUUAUUUUAUUCAGCUAAUAAAAGACGUUAUUGGUUGUUCUAAAAAUUGAUUUCGAUCGUUUCAAGUGUUACGUUUUAUUAUAAAGAAAAAAAAAAUGACAAUAGAAAAUGAAGCUCAACAAAUGAUGCCACUUCGCAGCAACAAUGCACCUAUAAAAAUAGUAGGGCCUCCCAUUAUAAGGAAGAAUCCUCAGCAUAACCGAACUCAAUCUAUCUCUACAACACAACCAAUAACUCAAAAAAAGAAGCAGCACAACCGAAGAGGCUCUUUACCUACAGCUAUUCAUGUUGCUGAAGCAAAUAAAUUCCAUCAUUCUUCUUUAGAAUCACCCUUACAUUCCUCCUUUUUAUUAUCGCCUAUCCCACCUUUACCUGAAAAGGGUGCUAUUUCGAUUCAAAUUGCUAAUCCAAAGUCAGAUGUUGCUUCACAUUACAUUACAAAACAUGAAAAUACGAUUAAAAACCUAUCUUAUAUUCUCAUCUGGUAUUUUUUUUCUACUACACUGUCACUUUACAAUAAGAACUUGAUGGGACGUGAUCGAUUUAAUUUCAAUUACCCACUCUUAGUGAGUUCCAUUCAUGCGGGGAUUCAUGUUAUCAUUACCAGUCUUAUGAUGUGGUUAGGAGGAAAUCGUUGGAGAAGUACGACAAUUGAGAAUAUGCCAUCAUUGUUUUCAUCUUUGUUUAUUUAACAUCUUUUAUUAUUCUUAUUGGAAUUAGAUACCAUGUGGAGUAGCAGCUGC
Cokeromyces recurvatus is the source of this 752-nucleotide messenger RNA. RefSeq lists its product as uncharacterized. The transcript has 2 exons. Lineage: Eukaryota; Fungi; Mucoromycota; Mucoromycetes; Mucorales; Mucoraceae. The record is from RefSeq and is a predicted model, not a curated record. The coding region runs from base 105 to 701 and encodes 198 amino acids.